Harpegnathos saltator (Jerdon's jumping ant) is the source of this 3136-nucleotide messenger RNA. Its product is annotated as zinc finger protein 271. The transcript has 12 exons. The record is from RefSeq and is a predicted model, not a curated record. Bases 392 to 3118 code for a protein of 908 amino acids. Lineage: Eukaryota; Metazoa; Arthropoda; Insecta; Hymenoptera; Formicidae.
ACGGUUACUUUAUGUGUUUCUCUCACGAGAAAUGUUUCAAACUAUUCGCAGCCAACUUGACGCAAUCUUUCCUGUUUGUUUGAUAUUUCGCUUUUGGAUACUGUGAAUAUCAUAGUUACUAAUAAUUUCAAAUAGUAGUCAAAUAGUUCGUCGAACAUACGUAGUGCGCAUUAAAACUUAUUUCUUUGAAACGUAUAAAUAAUUAGACAAUUCCCGAAGAAAAACAAAGUUAAACGGUGUGGUUGUAAACAGAUUAUAGUACCGAUCAAAUUGUAAAAGGGCAAAAUCUCAAUUAGAAGAAAAUCGACAGAAAGAAACCAGAACAGUUCUUGAAGAGCGAUCCGUGCGGUAAACGUUAAGAAGAGGCAGCCGGAUUAAAAAGUGAAUAAGUAUGACAUACCAAUGUGAGAUCUGCGAACGAAGCUUUUGUCUUGAGAUAGAUUUAAUACAACACGUCAUAGAAGUCUUCGAACGAGGCACAGAGAUAUGCAGCCACUGCAACUAUGAAACCAAUGAUAAGGAAGACAUAAAGAACCACAUACAUGUUCAUCUUAACAUCCAGGAUGAAAGUAAUAGUGCGGAGCCAGAACCGUCCUUGGAGAGUGACUUGUGCGUCAAAAAUUUUACCACAAGCAAAGAAAUUAAAAAGAUCAAAAUUUACGAAUGUUAUCUGUGCAACCGAAGGUUCCUAAGAAAGUAUGGAUUCAUAUUUCACUACUGGAAGGACCACAAACAUUUAACGCACCAAUGUCUACAUUGCGAUUACAAAACCAACGAUACGGAAAAUCUGAAGAACCACAUACGACGUGUUCAGUCUAACAGCCAGGAGGGAAGCAACAGUGCGGAGCCGACACCAUCUUUGGAGAGUGAUGCGUGCGGCAAACAUUCCAGCAGAAGCAGGGACAUUGAAAAGCGCAAGAAUAUAUUUUACGAAUGUCAUGUUUGCAACCAAAGGUUCUCUAGAAUGUAUGAAUUGAUAUGUCACUACAGGAAGGUCCAAAAACAUUUAAAGCACCAAUGUGAACAUUGCGACUACAAAACCACCGAUACGGAAGAUCUGAGGAGUCAUAUACAACAUGAUCAUCCUAAUAUCCAGGAGGACUAUGAUAGUGCGGAGCCAGUACCGUCUUUGGUCAGUGAUCCGUGCAGCAAAUAUUUCAGCAGAAGCAGCGACAUUAAAAAGAAUAUCCUUUACCAAUGUGAGAUCUGCGAACGAAGCUUUUAUUGCGAGGCAGAUUUAAUACAGCACAUGAUAGAGGUCGUUGAACGUGGCACAGAUAUAUGCAGUCACUGCAACUACAAAACCGAUGAUAAGGAAAAUUUGAAGAUCCACAUACGACAUGUUCAUCCUAACAUCCAGGAAGAAAACAACAGUGAGGAGUCGGCAUCGUCUUUGGAGAGUAAUGCGUGCGGCAAACAUUCCAGAAGCAGAAGCAGUGACAUCGAAAAGUACAAGAAUAUGCUUUACGAAUGUGAUGUUUGCAACCAAAGGUUUUGUAGAAAGUAUGAAUUGAUAUGUCACUACAGGAUGGUCCACAAAAAUUUAAUGCAUGAAUGUGAACAUUGCGACUACGAAACCAUCGAUAAGGAAGAUCUGAAGCGCCACAUACGAUAUAUUUAUACUCACAUCCAGGAUGAAAUUCUGGAUAAUAGUGCGAAGCUGGAAUCAUCUAUGGACCAUUAUCCGUGCGAUGAACAUUCCAGCAGAAGCAGCGACAUUGAAAAGUGCAAGAAUAUGCUUUACCAAUGUGAGGUCUGCGAACAAAAAUUUUAUUUCGAGAUAGAUUUAAUGCAGCACGCCAUAGAGGUCUUGGGACGUGGCACAGACAUAUGCAGCUACUGUAACUACGCAACCAAUAAUGAGAAAGAUAUGAAGGCCCACAUACGACAUGUUCAUCAUAAUAUCCAGGGAAAAAGCAACAGUGUGGAGCCAGAACCGCUUUUGGAGAGUAUUCCGUGCGACAAACACUCCAGCAGAAACAGUGAAAUUAAAAAGUACGAGAAUAUGCUUUACGAAUGUGAUGUUUGCAUCCAAAGAUUCGCUAGAAAGUAUGAAUUGAUACAUCACUACAGGAAGGUUCACAAACAUUUAAUGCAUCAAUGUGAGCUUUGCGGCUACGAAAUCACCGAUAAGGAAGAUCUGAAUAGCCACAUACAAUGCGUUCAUCCUAAUGUCCAGAAGGAAAGUAAUAGUGCACAGCCGGGACCGUCCUGGGAGAGUGAUCCGUGCGACGAACACUCUAACAGAAGCAGCGACAUUGAAAAGUGCGAGGAAAUGCUUUACCAAUGUGAGGUUUGCGAACAAAGCUUUUAUUUCGAGAUAGAUUUAAUGCAGCACGCCAUGGAAGUCUUGGGACGUGGCACAGAUAUAUGCAGCUACUGCAACUAUGAAACCAAUAAUGAGAAAGAUCUGAAGGUCCACAUACGACAUGUUCAUCAUAAUAUCCAGGGGGAAAACAACAGUGCGGAGCUGGAACCGUUGUUGGAGAGUGAUCCGUGUAACAAACACUCCAGUAGAAGUAGUGACAUCGAAAAGUACAAGAAUAUGCUUUACGAAUGUGAUGUUUGCAAUCAAAGAUUCCCUAGAAAGUAUGAUUUGAUAUGUCACUACAGGAAGGUCCACAAACAUUUAAUGUAUCAAUGUGAGCAUUGCGAUUACGAAACCACUGAUAAGAAAGAUCUGAAUAGCCACAUACAAUGCAUUCAUCCUAAUGUCCAGAAGGAAAGUAAUAGUGCACAGCCGGAACCGUCUUGGGAGAGUGAUCCCUGCGGCAAACAUUUCAGCAGAAGUAGCGACAUAAAAAAGUAUAAGAAUAUGCUUUACGAAUGUAAAGUUUGUAAUCAAAGGCUCCCUAGAAAAUAUGAAUUGAUAUGUCACUAUAGGAAGGUGCACAAACAUUUAUUAUAUCAAUGUGAACAUUGCGACUACGAAACCAUCGAUAAGGAAGAUCUGAGGAGUCACAUACAACGUGCUCAUCCUAACAUUCAGGAGGAAAGUAAUAAUGCGGAUCCGAGUCCGGCUUUGAUUUUAGACAAUGCCCAAUCUGCAACCAAAAGUUCUCUAGAAAACAUGAUUGAUGCAUCACCACAUGACGGUCCACAAGCGUCAGUCAUAUAAGCGUAGCCGUUGCGAUUA